Molecule: messenger RNA, 1361 nt
Organism: Paramisgurnus dabryanus
Lineage: Eukaryota; Metazoa; Chordata; Actinopteri; Cypriniformes; Cobitidae
Source: RefSeq, a predicted model, not a curated record
GAAAGGAAAAAAGGGAAAGCAUAGUGAAAGCGGCCAAUUGCGAGUAACUGGGAUCACGGCGCCCAACAGCCAACCAAGCGGCCCGCGAGAGGGUAAUAAGGAAACCUGGUGGGCUGUAGUCGGCGAGGAACCAAUGCACGCGAAGGGGAGGCGUGUCUUAGCUCUUCCCUAAGACCUCCCAGAGCAGGUUGUUGCGUUUUGGCUCUAAAGCUCAAAGAUCUCCGAAGUGCUUGUCAGUUUUCUAAGUCGGAGCCAUGGCGACAACAGCUCAGUAUAUUCCGCGGAAUAACUCAUUGCCUUCGAACCCACUGAUGCAUCCGGAUUCGGACAGGAUGCACCAGGGGACAACUUACAGAGAGGUGCAGAAAAUGAUGCACCACGAGUACUUACAAGGGCUAGCGACCAACACGGGACAUCCGAUGAGCCUAACGCACCAUCAGUGGCUGCCAACCUCCAAUACCGACUGGACCAGCGGCACCCACAUCGGGCAACCGGAGCACAACAAAGCCAGCGUUCAGAGCAGAGAGGACCUGGGGAACGGGUAUCACAGAUCGCAUCUGGUCCACCAGCCAACGCAAAACAGCCACCAUGGAUCAUGGGCACCGACGACGACACACCACUUAUCCCCACUUUCUCCCGCCACAAACGGUCACCAGUCGCUGGUCUAUUCUCAAACAGGCUACACCAUGUUAAGCCCCCAGCCUUCGCUGCACCACGGUUUGCGAGACCCGCUCCACGACGACGCGGGUAGCCAUGACAACCAGAUGGAGUCUCCUCAGCAGCCGUUCAGCCACCACCAGGACCACUCGGACGAAGACGCUCCCAGCUCCGACGACCUGGAGCAAUUCGCCAAACAGUUCAAACAGAGGCGCAUCAAACUUGGUUUUACGCAGGCGGACGUGGGCUUAGCGCUGGGCACCCUUUACGGAAACGUCUUUUCCCAGACCACCAUCUGUAGAUUUGAGGCUCUCCAACUCAGUUUCAAGAACAUGUGUAAACUUAAACCUCUGCUUAACAAAUGGCUCGAGGAGACAGAUUCAAACACUGGCAGUCCCACGAAUUUGGACAAGAUUGCAGCACAGGGACGGAAACGAAAGAAGAGGACAUCCAUCGAAGUGGGAGUCAAAGGGGCAUUGGAAAACCAUUUCUUAAAGUGCCCCAAGCCGUCUGCCCACGAAAUCACAAGCUUAGCUGGCAGCCUGCAGUUGGAAAAAGAGGUUGUGCGUGUAUGGUUUUGCAACAGAAGACAGAAAGAGAAAAGAAUGACGCCCGUGGGGGUCCCUCACCCGAGCAUGGAGGACGUAUACUCACAAGCAGAGACACCCCCUCUUCAUCACACACUACAGAGUCCUGUCCAGUGA